Acanthoscelides obtectus is the source of this 342-nucleotide messenger RNA. Lineage: Eukaryota; Metazoa; Arthropoda; Insecta; Coleoptera; Chrysomelidae. The record is from the annotation of a GenBank genome assembly.
AUGAUCGCUAUCAUUCGACAUAUUCCUCUGUCGUUAUCUCUACAGAUUGCCAAAGAUUGUGAAAAUAAGGCGCAACCCAUCGAUCCCGAGUUGACGGCCAAGCUGCUGGGGCACGGCGUUGCCGUAUCUCCCGUAGUGACCGUAGAACCCAGACGCAGGAAAUUCCACAAGGCCAUCACGUUGAGCAUGCCCGCUCCCAGGGCUCAUUCGCAAGGCAUGAUCAACCAAUACAGCGGCUCGGCGCCCACACUCAGGCUGUUAUGCUCAAUCACGGGUAAAGACAGUCUUGACUUGUACUUCAAUAAAAAAAAUUCAAGGAGUUAUUGUGAUGAGAUUUUGUAA